Eruca vesicaria subsp. sativa (arugula) is the source of this 1871-nucleotide messenger RNA. The record is from the annotation of a GenBank genome assembly. Lineage: Eukaryota; Viridiplantae; Streptophyta; Magnoliopsida; Brassicales; Brassicaceae.
AAAGCUCUCUCUUUUUCUUCCUCUCUCUCUCCUUCCUUUUCGCAAUUCUUCAUUCUUCUCUCUUUUUUUCGAUUUCCGCGUGUUGUUUUUUUAGGUCUGUGUUUCUGAUUCUCCGACGAGGAAGAGUAUAAGAGGUAAGAUCAAAACAAAAGAACAAGAGAAUUCCUUUUUGAUGGGUUGUUUCGGAUGUGGUAAGAGAUCGAGCAAACGAUCGGAGCCUAACAAAGAUAAAUACAAUGAUACAAAGAGUGGUACAAGCGAUAAGAGAGAUGAUCAGACUCAAUCCUGUUCAGAUUCUACAAAAGUCAGUCCAUAUCGAGAUGUUAAUAAUGAAGGAGUUGUUGUUAAGGAGAAGGAGGAUCAGUUAGCUCUUGAUGUCAAGGGUUUGAAUUUAAACGACCAAGCCACAGGGAAGAAAGCUCAGACUUUUACAUUCGAAGAACUUAAAGCUGCCACUGGGAACUUUAGAUCCGAUUGUUUUCUUGGUGAAGGAGGUUUUGGAAAAGUUUUUAAGGGAACUAUAGAGAAACUUGAUCAGGUUGUUGCAAUUAAGCAACUUGACCGUAACGGAGCUCAAGGAAUCAGAGAGUUUGUGGUUGAGGUAUUGACACUAAGUCUUGCUGACCAUCCUAAUCUAGUGAAGCUUAUUGGGUUUUGCGCUGAAGGUGAUCAGAGACUAUUGGUUUAUGAGUACAUGCCGCUAGGUUCUCUUGAAGACCAUCUACAUGAUCUUCCUUCUGGUAAAAAGCCACUUGAUUGGAACACACGGAUGAAAAUAGCAGCUGGUGCAGCAAGAGGGUUAGAGUAUCUACACGAUAGAAUGAAACCUCCUGUGAUCUACCGUGAUCUAAAAUGUUCAAAUAUCUUGCUUGGUGAAGACUAUCAACCAAAGUUAUCAGACUUUGGGUUGGCUAAAGUUGGACCAAGCGGGGAUAAAACUCAUGUCUCUACAAGAGUUAUGGGAACGUACGGAUACUGUGCACCUGAUUACGCUAUGACGGGUCAGCUCACGUUUAAAUCCGAUAUUUACAGCUUUGGAGUAGUCCUCCUCGAGCUUAUAACUGGAAGGAAGGCUAUUGAUAAUACAAAAGCGCGUAGAGAUCAAAACUUGGUCGGAUGGGCAAGACCGUUGUUUAAAGACAGGAGGAACUUCCCGAAAAUGGUUGAUCCAUUGCUUCAAGGACAAUACCCUGUGAGAGGAUUGUACCAAGCACUUGCAAUCUCAGCGAUGUGCGUACAAGAGCAGCCAAGCAUGAGACCUGUUGUAUCUGACGUAGUGUUGGCUCUCAACUUCUUGGCUUCUUCCAAGUAUGAUCCGAAUAGUCCUAGUAGCAGCAGGAGGAGGAACGGUUCUUUUCGCAAAGAUGAUGAUGAAGAGAAAAGACCGGAACUCGUCAAAGAAACCGAAUCUGAUGGGUCUUCAUAGGAAGAGAAUGGUAAAGAAAAAAAAAUCAAUCUAGUUUUUGGGAUUCACCAAGAUAAUGGGUGGACGAUAUAUAUAUAAUAUAAAAACAAAACCAAGUCACAUUUUUAACAUCUCUUCGUGGAUGUAUAUCUUUGACUUGGUUUCUGUUGUAUGUUUGUAUGUAGCAUGCUUCCUUUUUUUUUCUGUAGAACAAAGCCAUUUUGUUUGGGGACAUAUUAUAUACAUAUAUUUUUUCAGGUUAAACAAUCACUACAAGAAAACUCGUCCAUUACUAGGACGGGUUUUCCUCGUUAGUUCCUAGUAAAUGGCCUUUUACUAGGAACUUACGAGGAAACGUGUUUCCUCGAAACACGUUCAUCGUAAAGACAUUUUCCUCGUAAGGUUGUAGCGAAUUUACGAGGAAAGCUUUCCUCGUAAAGGCGUGGUAAUAUUUUCCUCGUAAGGU